This is a messenger RNA of Phlebotomus argentipes, 1954 nucleotides long. RefSeq lists its product as uncharacterized. The record is from RefSeq and is a predicted model, not a curated record. Gene Ontology annotation, biological process: protein transport. Gene Ontology annotation, cellular component: cytoplasm. The transcript has 2 exons. NCBI's taxonomy places the organism in Eukaryota, Metazoa, Arthropoda, Insecta, Diptera, Psychodidae. Bases 511 to 1740 code for a protein of 409 amino acids.
UGUUUUCUGGCAUGAUGAGGAUGCCGAUGUUGUUGUGCAGAUUGGCGGCAUUGUACGCUGGAUGGAUCUCUGAGUCGGAGACGUCGAAGUACUGCAUGUAGUGGCGAUUGACAUUGCCCAGGCCAACUUGCCAGUUUGAGAAGCUGAAAGGGAAGAUCGGCGGAUCAGUGUUUUAUUCUAUGUCUUUAAUCUGUGCUUCAUACUCAUGGAUCGCUUGACCAACGGUCAGCGUGUGUCGAGUCGAGAUGAGACAGCCCGUGAAGAGCCAUCCAUAGUUGGGAUUGUUGUCCUGGAAGCUGACAAUGAGAGCGACAAAAGUAAUCCCAUCCGGAGCGGGAUUUCCGCCAACGACAAAGUUCUCAGGCAGAGAGGCUGGCUCAAUAAUGGGAGAGGCCUGAAAGAGAGAGAGGAAGAGUGCGAAACCAGUCCCUGAAUAAUCUCACAAUAGUAACUGUUCCUGAUGCAAACAGACAAAGAAGAGCCUUUCAGUGUGACUCUGGCGGUGGAGAAAUGCGGCUGGGCGUAGUUUUGGAUAGUGAGAAUGGGAUAUACUUUGCCGGUGACAAGAUCACCGGCGAAGUAACUGUGGAUGUGGAGCGUCCGCAAGCGCUGAAGAUGAUCACGGUGAUGCUGCGCGGCAUAGCGAAGAUUGCCUUCAGAGAGGGAGCGGGUCUGCCUUUCUUCCUGGCCACCAAUAAUCUCUGCUACGACCAGCAAACUAUAAUGUCCCGCGAGGUGAUUGUCUUUGCCAACUCCAAUCCGUCACCAGUGAUGGAGAAGGGCUCGUAUUCCUUCGGGUUCAGCUUCCUUCUGCCCAACCUCAUGGUAUCGAGUUUCAAAUCAUCACACGGAUAUGUAACUUACACGCUGGACAUUGUGGCGAAGAAGAGGUUCUUCGUGGAGCGCCUGCAUAAGGAGCUGAAGAUCUUCGAGUUCAACGAGGACACUCCUCAACUCUCCUACAGACCACUGAAAUUCGAGAAAGUCAUCCUACCACGGCUUUCCUGUCUCUUUCGCUUCUUCCUUCAGCGCGAGGACAUCACGGCGCGAUGCCACAUUCACAUCCCGAGGAUUACAUUCUACAGCGGCGAGAGCAUUGACGUCAACGUGGUCCUCAUGGACUAUCAAGUGGGAAAUCGCGGAAAAUCGGCCGUUAUCAUCACUGAGCUGCUGCAGGAGUUCGCCUUUCAGGGGGGCUUUAGCAGCCGAAGCCUGGUGGAGCCGCGCCGGGCCAUUGCAAUGAAGAAGACGAAGGACGUGAAGGCGUAUCAUCAGCUAAUUGUGCCCCCUUGUCCCAGAACUGGGGGUGUGUAUCGCAGGGCGCGCGUUGGCUACUACGUGAGGGUGCGCGUGCAGAUGCGAUGUCGCCAGUACCACUUGCUCAUUCCCAUCACCCUCACUGGGCCACUAAACGACAUGUCCAGGAAGUGGCAGAGUCACUAUGAGCAACAUGACCAAUCGUCAGUGUCGUCGGAGCCGGAAUUGGCGCCGGCCGAGAGCAUGCAGCGGCACGCUGUCACUCUCUUGCAGCUCCUCACCACCAAGAAGGAGCACUGCACAAGCAUGGAGGGAUUGGACAUUCCGCAGUCGGUGCCAGAGGUGGGUGAGGAUUUCGACGAAGUCGACAUGAUAGAGAAAAUUCGUAGCACGCCAGACAGCCUUGUGACUCUAAUUACGCCGCCCGAGAGUUUUGCUACUCACCCUGGCCAGGAGCACGAGGAAGCCGGUGGUGAUGAAUAGGAGGUGUGUCUGCAUCUUAAUGGAUGUGUCCACAAUGCACGAGAGGUACUUUUUCACUGAUUUUCUUUGAAUUUUCUCGGGGUUUUUUAUCACACAUGGGAUUAUAGAUAACAGCAAGAGCGAGUUAGAUUUCAAUGGAAAUGCGGCUGUAAUUGAUUGAAUGGCAGCGAGAGUCCCUCGGCUGAGGAUUAAAGAAUAUGAUUGUUGUAAUAAA